CGGGGACCGCGGGGCCUUCCGGCUGACUCGGCCGCUCGGCUACUUCUCUCUCCAGUGGCGGAGGGGUGGCGCUGACCCGGCUGCAGCCCAGGGACCCACAAGGCUGCGGACAGGGCCGUGGCUGCGCCACCUGGAGAGAGCUGGAAGGGUUAGGAUUGAGGUCCUCAGGCCGCUCCACUGAGCAAAGUGUUCCAUGGAGGAUGCUGGCAGGGACCCCACCGUAUUCACUGCCCAUUCUCUGCCCAGUGACCCCCGCCUCUUGGCCACCGUGACCAACGCCUACUUAGGCACACGCGUGUAUCAUGACACACUGCAUGUGAGUGGCGUGUACAAUGGGGCUUCGGGGGAAACGCACCGGGCCAUUCUGCCCAGUCCCCUCAAUGUCCAGCUGGAGGCCCCUGCAGGGGCAGGAGAGCAGCUGAUCAACACCUUCGCCCUGGACACUAACACAGGUAGCCCCCGCCUACCGGGCCCCACACCUCCCACCACUGCUCCAGGCUCCUUUCUGCACACCCUGGAGGGCCCCAGCUUCCGGGUUUCCCAGCGCAUCUGUGCCCACCGCGUGCUGCCUCACGUCCUGACCUUCAGCGUGGCCAUCACCCGCCUGGCUGCGAGGAGCUGGCCCAUCACAGUGCGGCUGCGGUCAGCCUUCUCCCCAGAAAGCCCCGACCUGGACCUGCACCUGGGUCCUGACUUCCAGGGAGCCCGGUACCUGUAUGGCCACACGCUCACCACAGAGCAGCCCGGGGGUGCCCAGCAGGAGGUGCACAUGCUGUGGACACCAGUACCCCCAGCCUUGACCCUUGGGGAAGGGGAGGAGAAUGGGACAUGGGAGUUCCUGACGGUGGUAGCUGGCAGCCAGGCCGAGACCCAGGCCUGCCUCGCCGAGGCCCUGCAGCUGCAGGUCAGGGGCACUCUUUACACAACCCACGCCCAGGCCUGGGCCCAGCUCUGGGCAGACUGUGGCCUGGAUGUGGACGGGCCGCUGCCCCUGCGCCAGGCCCUGCGUGGUGCUCUCUACUACCUGCUCAGCGCCCUGCCUCAGCCGGGGACCCCAGGGUACGUCUGCCACGGCCUCAGCCCAGGCGGCCUCUCCAACGGGAGCCGUGAGGAAUGCUACUGGGGCCACGUGUUCUGGGACCAGGACCUCUGGAUGUUUCCCAACAUCCUGAUGUUCCACCCGGAGGCCGCCAGGGCCCUCUUGCAGUACCGCAUCCGGACGCUGAGCGGGGCCCUGGACAACGCCCGGAAGCUAGGCUAUCAGGGAGCCAAGUUCGCCUGGGAGAGCGCCAGCUCGGGCCUGGAGGUCUGCCCUGAGGCCAUUUAUGGGACCCAGGAGAUCCACAUCAAUGGGGCCGUGGUGCUGGCCUUCCAGCUGUACUACCACAUGACGCAGGACUUGCAGCUCUUCCAAGAGGCUGGUGGCUGGGAUGUGGUCAGUGCCGUGGCUGAGUUUUGGUGCAGCCGCGUAGAGUGGAGCCCUGAGGAGGAGAAGUACCACCUAAAGGGAGUCAUGCCCCCUGAUGAAUACCAUUCCGGGGUCAACAACUCUGUGUACACCAACGUACUGGUCCAGAACAGCCUGCGCUUUGCUGCUGCACUGGCCCAGGACCUGGGUCGGCCUGUCCCCAACCAGUGGCUGGAGGUGGCUGAUAAGAUCAAGGUGCCCUUUGACCCAAAGCUGAACUUCUACCCUGAAUUUGAUGGGUACCAGCCUGGAGAGGAGGUGAAGCAGGCGGACGUCGUGCUCCUGGGCUACCCCGUCCCCUUUCCCCUGAGUCCUACUGUGCGCAGGCAAAACCUGGAGAUUUACGAGGCUGUGACGUGUCCCCAGGGCCCCGCCAUGACCUGGAGCAUGUUUGCCGUGGGCUGGAUGGAGCUGAAGGAGCCUGGGCGGGCAUGGGACCUCCUGGAGAAGAGCUUCGCCAACACCAGUGAGCCCUUCAAGGUGUGGACCGAGAAUGCAGAUGGCUCGGGUGCAGUGAACUUCCUGACCGGCAUGGGGGGCUUCCUGCAGGCGGUGCUCUUUGGGUUCACGGGGUUCAGGAUCACCAGGGCAGGGUUGACCUUCGACCCCAUGUGUCCGGCGGGUAUCUCUGGAGUGUGCGUCUCUGGCAUCUCCUACCAGGGGAGCAAGCUUGACUUUUCCUUCUCCGAAGGCUCUGUGACAGUCACGGUCACAGCCCGGGCAGGGCCCUGGGCCCCCCCGCUGGAGGCUGAGCUGUGGCCAUCACAGGAUCGACUCCCCCUGCCCCCAGGACACAAGGUCUCCUUUCCCUGCUCUGCUGGCCGGAUACAAAGGUCGCACCCGUGGGAAGCACGGGCCACAAGUUCUGCUCCCAGAAGCGCGGCUUGUCUUGCCUCUGGGACGCCUCCGUCGAGUUGAAGGGUCUCCAACACAUGCCUUCCCUCCGCCAGGAGGAAGGGGGGUGAGCUGUGGAGCAAGAGCCCACCCCCCUACGACCAGCCAAGGCUGAGGCCAAGUGUGCACGAGUUCAAGGCCACAGCCCUGGGCCAUCUGUCCUAGGUGGGCACCCCUCAGCCAAGACUCUGCCCACCUCCUCCUCCUGGGGCCUCAGCCCCUCGGCUGGCACAUCAGACUGGGGUUCUCCGGGGGUUCCCAAGAAUGAGGUGAGAACACGUCUGCUGCCGAAAUCUUGGUGCGGGCGGUGCCUGCCACCCCAGACCUGCCUCGGGAAUUAAAGCUCAGGGCUGGGCA
Molecule: messenger RNA, 2719 nt
Organism: Sus scrofa (pig)
Lineage: Eukaryota; Metazoa; Chordata; Mammalia; Artiodactyla; Suidae
Source: RefSeq, a predicted model, not a curated record